AUGGGCGACUUCCGAGACAUCAGAGGCUUCUUCACCAAGGCCGAGUGGAGCGAUCUGGCCGAGUGCGAGAAGCGGCGCUACAGGAACAUCAAGCAGAACCACGCCGUCCUGCUGAACCUCGGGAUGAACCCGGCCCAGCCCGAGUUCAUGCGCGCACGCGGCAAGCGCAGGGCGAGGGGGAAUAGAGCGGAGUGCGGGCGGUCGAGCGACUCCGACGAGGAGUGGACGGGGAGGAGGAAGAGGAAGGAGGUGGCGAUUGCACGGAGGACGAAGAGGCAAACGAGGAGGCAAGGGGGCUGCUUCACGCUGGGCCACCGUGGGAGAGUCUCACGCGAGGGCAGCUUCCAGCAAGCGCCGGGCAGAGCAAGCCAGUGGUGCGACCCCAGAGCCGCGAAGGCUGAUGUCCUUGUAAGGGCCGGAUUCGUGUGGCUGGUGGUCGGGACCUGUGCCUUGGCUGGGCCAGGUCAGACUAAAGCGGAAGCCCUGGAGUACGUGUGGAGCAUCUUGCAGGGCGUGGAGGAGGAGGAGCAGCAGGAGGAGGAGUUCAGGGGAUUUGAGCUGAGGGAGGUGCACAAGGCCAGGAUGGCGAUGUUCAGGCUGGAGCGCAGAGCCACCGCCUGCAAGGAGGCCCUGAGGGCUCCUCCGUGCCGCCGGCCUCCGCCCAGGCUGUGGCGGUGUCGCGCAGCGCCUCGCUCUCGCUACGGCAUGCGCCCGCGCGAGAGGAAAGUCUACACAGAGGUGGAGGAGCCCCAGGACGACGACUUCUUCUUCUGCGAGCUGUGCAGGGAUUUCUACCUGGGGGAGUGCUCCGUGCACGGCCCGCCAGAGUUCAUUGCAGACGCGGCCGUGGCCCCGGGAGUGGCCAACAGGGCCCGGCUCAGCCUGCCCCAGGGCCUCACCGUCGGCGCCUCCUCCAUCGCCGGCGCCGGCCUCGGGGUGUGGAGCAACAGGAAGAAGCUGCCCAAGGGGGUGAUGUUUGGGCCCUACCAGGGAGAGGUGUCUGAGGAGAACCCCGUGAGCGAGUACUGCUGGCUGGUGAGCUGCUGCUGCUACUGCUGCAGCCUCCUCCUAUUCCUACAUCAUCAUCGUGUGUGUGGAGAGGAGGCUCGUGAAAUUUACAAAAACAAAAAGGAUCGUGAAUAUGUUGAUGCUCAGGAUGAAUCUAAAUCAAACUGGAUGAGGUUCGUCAACUGCGCGAGGAAUGAGCAGGAGCAGAACCUGGUGGCCUUCCAGCACCGGGGGCAGAUUUACUACCGCACAUUCCGUGCCGUGGGGCCCGGCUCUGAGCUGCUGGUCUGGUACGGCGAGGAGUUCGCCCAGGAGCUGGGCAUCGCCUGCGAGGCCGGGCCCUCGCGACGCCGCAGCAGCAGCAGCAGCGAGAUGGCUCCUAGGGCCACCGCCAGAGACCUGCAGCCCGUGCAGCCUCCACCAAGCGAGGAACACCGUGAGCACUGCUCACCAGAGACUCACCACUGCUCACCAGACUAUAGCCACCACUCACCAGAGAUGAUAGCCACCACUCACGAGAGACGAUAGCCACCACUCACCAGAGAUGAUAGCCACCACUCACCAGAGAUGAUAGCCACCACGCACCAGAAAUGAUAGCCACCACUCACCAGAGAUGGCAGCCACCACUUACGAGAGACGAUAGCCACUACUCACCAGAGACGAUAGCCACCACUCAGUAGAGAUGAUAGCUACCAUUCACCAGAGAUGAUAGCGACAUCUCACCAGAGAUGUGGAUGUAGCUACCACUCACCAGAGAUGAUAGCCACCACUCACUAGAGAUGAUAGCCACCACUCACCAGAGAUGAUAGCCACAUCUCACCAGAGUUGGUAGCCACCACUCACCAGAGAUGACAGCCACCACUCACCAGAGAUGAUAGGCACCAGCCACACUGAUAAGGUGGAAGUGAGUAACUGGU
This is a messenger RNA of Lethenteron reissneri (Far Eastern brook lamprey), 1925 nucleotides long. RefSeq names its product histone-lysine N-methyltransferase PRDM9-like. Gene Ontology annotation, biological process: regulation of DNA-templated transcription. The record is from RefSeq and is a predicted model, not a curated record. NCBI's taxonomy places the organism in Eukaryota, Metazoa, Chordata, Hyperoartia, Petromyzontiformes, Petromyzontidae. Gene Ontology annotation, molecular function: protein binding; histone methyltransferase activity.